Messenger RNA from Dipodomys spectabilis (banner-tailed kangaroo rat), 1272 nucleotides. It is a transcript of the gene Paqr5, whose product is annotated as progestin and adipoQ receptor family member 5. The record is from RefSeq and is a predicted model, not a curated record. Gene Ontology annotation, molecular function: signaling receptor activity. The coding region runs from base 181 to 1173 and encodes 330 amino acids. NCBI's taxonomy places the organism in Eukaryota, Metazoa, Chordata, Mammalia, Rodentia, Heteromyidae. The transcript is spliced from 8 exons. Gene Ontology annotation, cellular component: membrane.
ACCCGGAGGGAGGCGCGGCCGCCGGCCAGGUGCCCGGGCCCAGGCCGCCUCGGAGCAGCGCCCGUCCCUGCGCCCCAGGACGCGAGACCCCGACAAGGGAAUCCAGGAUGUCCAAGCCCUGAGGAGGCCUGGAGAGAGGCAGGGGCUGUCCCCCACCAGCCUGGCCCACCUGUUAUCAAGAUGCUGAGCCUGAAGCUCCCCAGGCUGUUUAGCAUCGAGCAGGUGCCCCAGGUGUUUCAUGAGCAGGGCAUUCUCUUCGGCUACCGACACCCGCAGAGUUCUGCCACUGCCUGCAUCCUCAGCCUCUUCCAAAUGAACAAUGAGACGCUCAACAUCUGGACUCACUUGCUGCCCUUCUGGUUCUUCAUGUGGAGGUUUGUGACCAUGCUGUGGAUGACAGACAUCCAGAAUGACAGCUACUCGUGGCCCGUGCUCGUGUACAUGUGCACCAGCUGCGUGUACCCGCUGGCAUCCAGCUGCGCCCACACCUUCAGCUCCAUGUCCAAGAACGCCCGGCACAUCUGCUACUUCCUAGACUACGGUGCUGUCAACCUUUUCAGCCUGGGCUCAGCCAUUGCAUACUCGGCCUACACGUUCCCAGACGGGCUGGUCCGCACCACCUUCCAUGAGUACUACGUGGCCUUGGCUGUGCUGAACACCAUCCUGAGCACCGGCCUUUCCUGCUACUCCAGGUUCCUUGAGAUCCAGAAGCCCCGGCUCUGCAAGCUACUUCGCAUCCUGGCCUUUGCAUUUCCCUAUACCUGGGACUCCCUCCCCAUCCUCUACCGGCUCUUCCUGUUCCCGGGGGAGAGUGCCCAGAAUGAAGCUGUCUUGUACCACCAGAAGCACAUGCUCAUGACUCUCCUGGCCUCUUUCUUCUAUUCUGCACACCUGCCAGAGCGCCUGGCCCCAGGUCGCUUUGACUACAUUGGGCACAGUCACCAGCUGUUUCACGUGUGUGCAAUCCUGGCCACACACAUGCAGAUGGAAGCCAUCCUGCUGGACAAGAACCUAAGGAAGGAGUGGCUCCUGGCUUCCUCCAGGCCUCUCUCCUUCCCACAGAUAGCUGGAGCUCUGCUUCUGUGUGUCAUCUUCUGCCUCAGCAACAUAAUUUAUUUCUCAGCUGCUCUGUAUCGGAAUCCCGAGCCAGAAUUACAUACAAAAGAAACAUGAUUCAGCCGUAUGCUGUCUAUGGCAUGCACCACAGUGAACUGGCAACACCCCAGCCACCAAAAACUGUGCCUUACAAUGGCAAAAAUGUGGUCCUUGUGA